AAGACGCACUCCCACCCACCAAACUUCUCAUUGUUGUCAUCGAUCAUCCAUCAUCAUAAUCUCUGGUUCCUUCUGGCUGAUCUUCUUAUACAGCCAUGUCGAAGCACUCUCUCAGUAAGUUUGGGUUUGCGUUUGGUCUUCUUGUUCCAGCCAUCCUCCUCCUGCCCCAUCCCGUGGCCUGCGAUGAGGACAGGGACAACCUCCUUCAAGGCAUCAACAGCUACCGGACUUCCCUCAACCUCCUGCCCUUGGCAAAGAAUGACAGGGCAGGCUGCCUCGCGGACGGGAUCGCAGAUCAGCUCGAGGACCAUCCUUGCGUGGCAACAACCACAGCGAAUGCCAUCCCUGGGACAGGACCGCAGCUCUCCAACUACCCGAACCUACUCUCCAAGUGUGGCAUCCACAUUAACAACACGAGAGACGGAGUGAUCCUCCCUGUCUGUGUGCACAACCGAGUUCCCACCCUAGUCUUGACGAACUACACCCGUACGGGCUAUGCCGGGUACCUGAAUGACUCGAGGUUCACUGGAGCUGGUAUUGGGGUGGAAGACAACUGGAUAGUGGUGAUCCUGGCGACCAGUACUCAGCAGGGGAGUUUCGCGAGUGGGAGCAGUUUGGGCUGCGAGUUGAGCACGGGUUUAGGGUUUAUAUGUCUGGCGAUAUUGGGGUUGAUUCUGUACAGCCACUGAGUGGCAUCUUCUUUACUUUUGCACUUUCUGUUGGUAUGUAUGUAUGUUUUCGGGAACAAAGUUCAUAUUUGUUGUGUAACGUAAAGAUAUGCAUCAUUUUCUCUAUA
Molecule: messenger RNA, 796 nt
Organism: Punica granatum (pomegranate)
Lineage: Eukaryota; Viridiplantae; Streptophyta; Magnoliopsida; Myrtales; Lythraceae
Source: RefSeq, a predicted model, not a curated record